Rhizopus microsporus ATCC 52813 is the source of this 1014-nucleotide messenger RNA. RefSeq lists its product as uncharacterized. The transcript has 4 exons. The record is from RefSeq and is a predicted model, not a curated record. Bases 122 to 814 code for a protein of 230 amino acids. Lineage: Eukaryota; Fungi; Mucoromycota; Mucoromycetes; Mucorales; Rhizopodaceae.
AGCUAUCACCAAGGAUCUGGAUUAUCUUGGUUUGACAGUGGAUGAAUUAUACGCUGAAAAGUCAGAGUUAUUACAACAGUUGGAAGAAGAAAAGAUAAAGAAUCAAAGACAGCUGGAGGACAUGAAUGAGAUUAUGAACAAGAUGAAAGCAAAUGCUGAUAAUGCAAGAGAUCAAUCAUUUGCUGUAGAUCAAUAUAAAUCAGAGUUGGAAAAUCACUUGAUUGAGUGUAAACAAGAAAAGAGACAACUACAACAGUCUAUUGAACUUGGAGAUAAAAGAAUAAGAGAAUUGACUAUCGAACUGAAUGUAUCAAGAGAACAAGUCGAAUCACUGAAAUUGACAAUGGAUCAACUGAUUCAAUCUCAUGCCGCAGAAAUAAGUCGUGUAACAGCUUCGGCUGCCGCUGCUGCUGCUGCUGCUGCAUCGGCAAACAAUAAGAAAGCACAGAGUUACCACAUGAAUACACCCAAUGGAUCACCACAACUUCCUCCCAAAGAAGAGGAUGACCUGUGUUGUUCACCUAUUCCUAGUAACUUACCAGCACCCUCUACUCCCACACCCUUUGGUACCCCACAAUCUAUGGAUAGCGAUUACCGCAUCAAGAAUGAACUUGAUGCAUCUGAAGAAAAGGAUCUUGAUAGUCAAUUGAUGAAACUUACCAAGGAAAAGGAAAAGCUUCAAUCAUUUUAUUCAAAGAUUCCAUUAUCAGGCGGAGGCCCUCAAUCACGACGACGUAAAGAAGAACUUGAAGCAAUGCUGGAUCAAGUAGAUUCUCAACUUAGUAAAGUUAAGCAAAGAAUAAGACGCUCCUAAAUUAUUUUCAUUCUAUGCUUCACCUCCCCUCCUUUCGACUUUCCUUUUUAUUACACACACACAUUCAUAUUAUCACACAGCAUAUUCCACUUUUUUAUAUAUCUUAUAGCCUUGAACCUUUAGAAUUCCCAUUCAUUUACUCCCCCCUUUUCUUUCCUUUUUUUUUCUUUUCAUAUACAAAAUCAUUUAAACAAACUGAC